AUGGAUCCAAAACAAGAAACCGUCAAAACAGACAUGUCUGGAAAAUCCUCAAAGUCGGUUUUAGCCACGGAAAAAUCAGAAAAAGGUACGAAAGAUGAUUCCAAAAGAGGUUCAUCCCAUUCUAAGAAGACAAUUACCGAUUCGAAGCCGCAGUCCGCUGAGCCAAACGAAAAGAAUCUUAAUUCACCAACAAAACGGAUUGGUGUAAUGCCAAGAUUGAAAAGACCAGAACCUGAUUCUGUCCCCCUGUUACCAAUUGAUGAGAAGUUUAAAACGAGGUGGCAUAUCGAAGGAAUUAUUGGGAAGGGAGGUUAUGGUGAAAUUUAUUUGGCUAUUGAUAUGAAACUGGCUGAAGAAGUUGCAAUAAAGGCUGAACCGAUAGUUCGAAAAGGACAAGUUGCUAGACGGAUGAUUCUAGAACAAGAGGUUUUACUCAAAUUACAAGGAAAACCACACGUUCCUUUGAUUUUUGGUUCAGGGCACACCGAUAAGUUCAAUUAUAUAGUGCUCCAAUUGUUGAGCAUUAAUUUGGGGGAUAUUCGAAGAAUCAGCCCAACUAGGAAAUUGAGCAAAUCCACUGUAGGCCGAAUCACUGUUCAAGCAAUUGCUGCUAUUCGUGAUUUACACGAGAUAGGAUACUUACAUAGAGACAUCAAGCCAGCCAAUAUGUGCUUCGGAAUCACACCCAGGACUCGUCAUGUGCUGAUGCUUCUCGAUUACGGUCUUGUCAGAAGAUAUAAAGAUUCAGAUGGAGAAUGGCGCCCACAACGAGCAAAGGCUGGUUUUCGUGGAACACAGAGAUAUGUUUCCACUCGAGUUCAUCGUCGGCUGGAGCAGACACCAGCAGAUGAUAUGGUUUCACUCAUGUACACUGCAUUCGAGCUAUUGGCAGGAGAGUUGCCCUGGAGAAACCUUGAACAAAGUGAUGAUAUUUGGAAAAUCAAAGAAGCUGUUCAUUUUGGUCACAUCGAAUAUUUUAACGGAAUGGCACGCGAACUUUUCGAUUUUUCGAAGCUUGUCUCCGGCCUUGAUCCGAUGGUUGAUCCUCCAUAUGCCACUCUUCAAACAUGUGUCAAGAAAUUGUAUUCUCCGAAGAGACUCUCCGAUCCAUACGAUUGGGAAGAAAAUUUUAAAGAAGCAAUUUUAGAGAAAACUCUAUCGACCGAUGAUAGUACAAAAUAA
Messenger RNA from Caenorhabditis remanei, 1182 nucleotides. RefSeq lists its product as uncharacterized. Gene Ontology annotation, biological process: signal transduction; peptidyl-serine phosphorylation. Bases 1 to 1182 code for a protein of 393 amino acids. Gene Ontology annotation, molecular function: protein serine/threonine kinase activity; ATP binding. The record is from RefSeq and is a predicted model, not a curated record. Lineage: Eukaryota; Metazoa; Nematoda; Chromadorea; Rhabditida; Rhabditidae. Gene Ontology annotation, cellular component: nucleus; cytoplasm. The transcript is spliced from 5 exons.